AUGCAACAACAUCAUAAUAUACUUAUUUCUCCAUCCAGAAUCACUGUUUAAUAAAAAACUCCUAUCUCCAAAAAUACCUUGAUCUCUCCUUAAAGAUUCCCUAAUAGAAAAAUAUCUCAAGGUCUAAUUGAAGAUUUUGUUGUUAAAUCCAAUUACAUUACCAAAACUAAUAAUGGUAGCUUGACUGAAAGAGUUAAUAGUCUAUAAAAAUCAUAAAAAUCUAUUUCCAAAGAUAAAAACAGACCUAUUACUAAAUAAUUACGUAUUCCAACUGAAAACUUUUUUCAUAUUACUAAAGGUGUUAAUUUACUUCUAACUCAAAAAAACUCCAAUCCUUAAUAAUAACAUACUUAAUAACUUAAACCUAUUUAAGGCUCUAUGACUAGAAGAAAUAGUAUGGAAGAACUAGUUGGUACUACUAUGUACACUGGAAUCACUAAAUCAUAAUCUUAAGAUAAAAUUUAGAAAUAAGAGAUCUCUAUCUAUAUUCAUUUCUCAUAAGAAGAAAUUCAAAAUUAUAGAUUCACUCCCAAUGUUACUACUGAUAAAAUUAUUAAUCUCUUGAAAUAAAAAUAAUACAAUAACAAUUCCAUUAUUGGUUUCUCAACUUUAGAUGAAAACUAUGCUAUUGAUUACUAUUUAUAAUAAAAUAAUUUACCAAUGGAUUCUUUUCUUAAUAAAACUAUUAGAUUAAAACCUAUUUACUUUCAAAAUAUUAAAAGAAUUAAUCUAAGUACUUUUUUAUUUAUUUCUAUUAUUGGUAAAGGAGGAUUCUCUACUGUUAUCCUAGCUAGAUCUCUUAUUGAUGGUAAAUUUGUUGCCCUGAAAUUAAUUAAUAAAUAAUUCAUCUAAUAACAUCAAAAAUAAGAUUUAAUAUUAAAUGAAAGAGAUAUUCUUAUUUAAAGUACAUAUAGUGGUUCUAUUUUUACUAAUCAAAUUGAAUGUGCAUUCGAAACCAAAAAUUGGAUUGUUUUUGGUAUAGAAUAUUGUCCAGGAGGAGAAAUGUUUAACUUUAUUAAGAAACUCUAAAGAUUAUCAGAAUAACAAGCUAAAUUUUAUAUAAUUGAAGUAAUCUUAGCUAUUGGAUUCUUGCAUAAUGAAUAAAUUAUUUAUAGAGACAUUAAACCUGAAAAUAUUCUAAUUGAUUCUAGUGGCCACAUUUAAUUAGCUGAUUUUGGUUUAGCUAGACCCAAUAUGAAUAAGGAUACAUGUGCUUAUUCUUUCUGUGGUUCACCUGAAUAUAUGGCUCCAGAAAUGUUUUAAACAGCAGGACAUACUUAAUUAGUUGAUUAUUAUUGUUUAGGAUGUCUAUUAUAUGAAUUCGUUACUGGAUUGCCUCCUUUCUAUUCUGAAGAUAAAAAUAUCAUAUAUGCCAGAUUACUCAAAGAAUAAGUUGAAUUCCCAGAUUAUUUAAGUACAGAUAUUAAAGAUUUAAUAAGAUAAUUAAUGAUUAAAGAUCCUAAUAAAAGAUUAGGUUCACGCUUUGGAAUCGAUGAAAUCUUUUCACAUAGAUGGUUUAAAGAUGUUGAUUUACUUUCUUAUAUUAAUAAGUAAGUUAAACCUCCAUAUAUUCCUGAUCUACUCAAAUUAAAUAUCAAGUAAAUGAAUUCAAAUGACAAACAUUUCUUUGAAUUAUUACAAAGAGAACAAAAAUUAAAUAUUGCCUUCCAACCUAUGUUCUCUUCUCAAUUUUAUUUUACCAAAGAUUUAGAAAAAAAUCAAAAUAAUCCCACAAUAAAUAAAGCUAUUAUAGAUAAAUUAAUUAAAAAAACUCAAAAAAAAAAUACAAAGUAAGGUUUAACAAAUCUUUAGUUAUAAACAAACUUUGAAAAUCUUCUUAAGCAAACAUUUACUAAUGCGAAGUCAAAACCUGAAAUAAGGAACAAGUAAUAACUUCAAUUUUGA
This is a messenger RNA of Paramecium sonneborni, 1905 nucleotides long. Lineage: Eukaryota; Ciliophora; Oligohymenophorea; Peniculida; Parameciidae. The record is from the annotation of a GenBank genome assembly.